Messenger RNA from Schistosoma guineensis, 1872 nucleotides. Lineage: Eukaryota; Metazoa; Platyhelminthes; Trematoda; Strigeidida; Schistosomatidae. The record is from the annotation of a GenBank genome assembly.
AUGACUCCAAGGUCAGCUGCUGAGUCAAAACAAUUGCCCCCAGAGGUACUAUGCUUACUCCAUAAGUCUGAUCUCAGUGCAGAUGACUUAAGGAAAAUUUAUAACUAUGCUCAAGCUAAUCCAGUGCAUCUCAGCCACCACAUAAGUCGUCUGGAAGUAUUAUUGACCAAACUAAUUAAUCCUGUGGAAUGUAGUUGUUCAAGCAGAAACUCUGUGCAUUUCGACUUUGCCUGCAAAAAUGUGGAAUACGAUGAAAUGCUCCAGCUUUCCGCCGCAUGUUUCUCCUUAAUCCCAUUUUCAAAAUUCUCCCCUCAGCGUCUUCAGGAGUUCCAGUUACGUCUAUCCAAAUGCCUUUGUGACUCAUUGUCCUGCCUCUUCGGAAUUCAUGGUUUGCCUCACGUAACUUUAUCGACCGUUCAAGCGUAUCUAAAUUCGAAGGUAGACGAUUUUUCAUGUAUUAUUUCAGUAGACAAAAUCAAAAAGCUACCUGACGACUUCUCCAAGUUGCUGAUUAUGCGUGUUGAUUUUCUCACUUAUUGCUUACGUUAUAUCUUCACGCGUGAUUCUCCAAUGCACAUCAAUUUUUGCUUACCUAUGUUUGUUUCCAUAUUUAAUGGUUUUUUCGAAGUAAGAUUGACGGACGUGGCUAAUAUGCCAAGUAGUCUGCUAAAAAGUUCUAGUCGUCUCAUGUUAUGUUUAGAUACAAUGUGUCAAGCUGUUGGUACAGUAAUCAUGCCCGCUGUUCCUUGCUUGUUAACUCUUGUCACAUACCACUUAGAAUGGACUGCGAGCUGGCGAGUUGAAAGUAAAAAUAUGGAGUAUUUUGUGCGCCUGCGUUUGGCAGCUUUUUCUUGUUUACUCCAUCUCACCACUGCGAGUUUAAAGUUUUCGUACGCCUAUUUUAUGGAAAUGAUACCACGAAUAUUUUCUCAGUUGGUGUAUGAUUUACGAGGAUUUCUUUCUACUUGUCAAUGUACGUAUCCAAUCACAUCCACCAAUGCUGUUUUCAAUAAUGACCAUCCGAAACCUCAAGUAACUUCACUUGGACUGUUUGAAAAGCGUAUGCUGUUGGCGAUCCUGCUCCUGGUUGAAUAUAUUUUUAAAGACCCAGGAGUUCUGCGCUAUAUCGAACUCUCCAAAGCAAUAGAUUCCAGUUGCACGACUGGUAAGGAAAAUCCCUCAAGUCAUACACCUGUUCAUAACGAAGUGAACAGUCUUCUAAUCUGUAUAACCAGCUUACUCUCACAUAUAAACGUUGUUCUUAGUUAUGGAGUGUCUCAUACUCAGCGGCAGAAAAAGAUCAGUACCAUGAAUUUAGUCAGUCCACCCCUGUUAAUUGCUUUAGCAAAAGCUUCUUUUGCAUGUGCCAUGUCUACUCGUAGUCAAACGUUUCAUGUCACUGUUCGAAGAUUCUUCGCCAACCUCACGAAACAUUCAGACAGUGUGGUAAGUUUAAUCGCACUAGGUAAUUACCAUCAACUAUGUGGUGUAAAUAUCAGCAGUUCCGUCAGUCACGAAGAUUCAGAGAUAUGUAGAAACACUCUGUCAAGUAAUCAACUUACUCCUCAAACGAAGCUUGUCUUACCCGAUGAGAAAUAUAAUGUCGUCGAAUAUACUUCGGAAGUAUGUUCUUCAAUUAAGAUUUCAAAUCCCGAACAGGAGGGACCUCCCGUCAAGCGCCUUCGAAUUACGGAGUCACAUACAGUUGCACAAGCUACUGAGAUAUGUUCAAAUGCCAGCUGUGGUGCUUUAGAAGCUGACGUCCCACCUAGAAUUCAACAAGAGAAUUUGCCGUUAUCUGGUGGGCGAAACGUUCUUGCAUCAGAGGAUAUAGACAGUUUUCUGACCACUUUUGAUCCGACUUUUAUGUGA